Dromiciops gliroides (monito del monte) is the source of this 5598-nucleotide messenger RNA. RefSeq names its product synaptogyrin 1 (gene SYNGR1). The record is from RefSeq and is a predicted model, not a curated record. The transcript has 4 exons. Lineage: Eukaryota; Metazoa; Chordata; Mammalia; Microbiotheria; Microbiotheriidae. The coding region runs from base 493 to 1191 and encodes 232 amino acids. Gene Ontology annotation, cellular component: neuromuscular junction; synaptic vesicle membrane.
UGCUCGUUGCGGACUCGCGCCCUCAUUUGGGUGCUUGGACCAAGCCUGGGGCGGGGGCAGCAGCGAGAGCCCCCUGAUGUACCCGGCUCCUCCCCUACCCUCAGCCGCAGCGUGGCACAGAGGUGACCCGGCCUGGGGGCCUCCCCGUUCGGAUCGGACAUCCUUCCUCCUCCCCCUUCCCUCCUUCUCCUCCUCCUCCUCCUCCCCCUUCUCCUCCUCUUCCUCUUCUCCUUCCUCCCACCCGGGCCGGCCGAGCCCCAGAGGCACAGGGGCAGGCACGCACGCGCGGGCACACUGACCCCGGCACCGACACGAACGCGCGCGGCGCGCGCCCCUUCCCCGACUUACACCCGGGCGGGUGUGUGAGUGUGUGUGUGCGUGUGUGAGUGAGUGUGAGGAGUGUGUGUGAGUGUGUGAGUGUGCGCGCGCGCUGCGCAGCUCGGCGCAGCGCUCGGGGCCGGGCUGGGCCGGGCCGGGCCAGGGGCAGCGAGGAUGGAAGGCGGUGCGUACGGAGCUGGCAAGGCUGGGGGCGCCUUCGACCUCCAGACCUUCAUUCGGCAACCCCACACCGUGCUGCGCCUGGUGUCCUGGGUGUUCGCCAUUGUUGUCUUUGGCUCUAUCGUGAACGAGGGCUACCUGAACGACCCUGGGGAGGGUGAGAAAUUCUGCAUCUACAACCGGAACCACAACGCCUGCAACUAUGGAGUCACUGUGGGUGUCCUGGCCUUCCUCACCUGCGUCCUUUACCUGGCCUUGGAUGUCUACUUCCCUCAGAUCAGCAGUGUCAAAGACCGGAAGAAGGCUGUGAUCUCUGACAUUGGUGUCUCAGCCUUCUGGGCAUUUCUCUGGUUCGUUGGUUUCUGUUUCUUGGCCAACCAGUGGCAGGUCUCCAAACCUACGGACAACCCUAUGAAUGAGGGGACAGAUGCUGCUCGAGCUGCCAUCACCUUCUCCUUCUUCUCCAUCUUUACCUGGGUGGGCCAAGCCGUGCUGGCCUUCCAGAGGUACCGGAUCGGCGCUGACUCAGCCCUCUUCUCCCAGGACUACACGGACCCAAGCCAGGAUUCAAGCAUGCCUUAUGCCCCCUAUGCCAAUGAGCCGGAGGCUGGGCCUGACAUUGGCGGCUCCUACCAGCAGCCUGCCAACGCCUUUGAUGCUGAGACGCAGGGGUACCAGACACAGGGGUAUUAAGCCAGUGAUGGGCCCCUCCCCCAAUCCCUUCAGGCCCCCACCCCCACUCCCCCUUGGCCUCUCCACCUCAGUGGCCAGAGGCAAAGAAAGAUACCCCCAUUGCCUUCUCACUCCUGAUCCUCCAGCCCCAGCUGUUACACACUUACGCACACACAGACUCCACACUUACUCUUCUCUCUCAAUCCCCGGCCUCAUUUCCUCCAGCUGAAUGGAGUAUAGUUCCAUCAUGCUGAGGUAUGUGUAUCCUGCCCCUCUCAAAUUUUAUUAGAAAUUGUCUCUGAAUUCCUCCUGGGUCCUAGGAGAAAGCAACAGAGUAUCCAAGGGGUCUGACCAUCCAGGGAGAGGAUGGCGGUGUCCAUCCUGGGGGUGAAUGGGGGAUGGUUGAGGGAGAGGAGUGUGUGUGCGCGCGCACAUGUAUGUGUGUGUGUGUGUGUGUGUGUGUGUACUCACCAGAGGGUGGAAGGAGUUGGGAGAGUUGAGGAAGUGCAAGUAUACUUGGAUAUGAUGGGUGGUAGAGAAGGCUUUGCAAGUUUGUUCAGGAGUGGCAUGGAGCAGGGCCCAGUGGCAGAAGGCUCAGUUGUGUUGGGGGAAGGCACUGGAUCCAAGAGUGAGAAGAGCUUCCCCAUUGGUUGGCCUUGAUGCCUGCCCGCUUAGAUCCCUCCAGCCCCGAUGUCUGUUGAGGGAUGAAUCCCGACCCCAUCACAGCCUUUCCCCUCAGACUCUGGGCUCCUUUUCCAGGGUCCUGGUGCUGUGGGGCCCUUUCAGUGUUAUCGCCAUUCCCAGGGUCCCACUUGGCUUCGAUGGGAAGGAUUAACAGGUUCUUCUGUGCCUGUGACAGAACAUCCCCAGGCCAGGCUUUGUCCCAGCUCUACAGGGUUUCUGCUGAUCUGUAUGUCCUCUUGACCCCAGUGCUUUCCAGACCAAAGUGAAGGUACUCAUCACCUUCUCCAGGUCACUAACUCAAGGGGACGGGGACAAUGCUCAACAAUGCCCACACAGGAACUUGCCUCCCAAACAUUGGAGAGCAGUUCAUGGUCCCCAUGCUGCUGAAGUGCCCCUCAAAGAACUCCCUUCCCCCUUUUGUCCCGAGCUCUUCUCCUGCAGGUUCCUGGCUCCUUUGGCCUGUGUCAUCCAUGAGUGACCCAGCUAUGGAUCUCAGCAUCCUCUGGGAACAGCAGGCACUGCCUGGACAUCCCUCUCCUUUGGAAAACCAGAGCAGCCUCCUCCAUCCCAUGCUUCCCCCAAUCCCCAACCUCCUCCAUCUCCCCAUCCUGUCUGCCCCCAAAUCCAACCCAACAAUUGAUUCUUGUAUCUCUGAGACCUAGGGUUGGAAAGACCCUUCUGAAGGGAAGUCUAUCCCACUGCCUCAUUUAAGCCAUCCCACACACAUGUUUUCUGCAAGUCAAAGCUGCCUUGUAUAUAGCCAGACUAUAAAUGGGCUGGGUGUGUCAAGCAUUGGUAUCCUGAAUUAAUCAUUCACCAAAAGUUUCCAGCACGUCUUUCCUAUGUUCAACCUUGAACCAGAUACUAAGUGUGAGAUUCAUGCUGAGGAAGCUAGGGUCCUUGUCCUCAUGUAGCCCACGGACUCAUGGUGGAGCUGGCUGGGGCGGGUAAGGCAUCUAUACAUAGAACAUUCUUUGUUAUUGGGUUGGGCUGGAGAUUUCACUUGUAAAGGGAACUCUGAAGAAGACUUCCCUCCUCUUACAUUGGGGGAAGGAGAAAAUGUAGACAUGGACUGGCUCUGCAAGUUAGCCAGAGAGCACUCCUGGGGCUGGAGAGGUUAAGUAUUUGCCUUGGGUCACAAACAGGACUUGAACCCAGGUCCUCUAGAUUCUGAGGCUGGGGAAGCAUAGGGCCUUUGGCUGGAGUAAAAGGAAUGAGGGAUGGAAGGGGAGAAAAGCUUGGAAAGGCAAGCUGAGGCCUGAUAGAGAGCCUUGAAUGUCAGCUGCAUGCCCUCUCUUGCCUGCUAUCCAAGGGCAAAGAGCUUGUGGACUUGCCUGUCCUGUCCCAGCAUGCCAGAGUGCCUGCUCAUGCUCUCUGGCAUAAUCCCCCUUUUGUUGGGACUUCGCUGGAGAGUGUCCAGUGCCUGCCUCAUCCUUCCCCAAUCUUUGGAGGUUGGAGGAGUAACCCAGAGAAAGGAGUGACUUUCUCAAGGUCAGGAAGGUAAUUAAUGGGCGGGUUUGGAACCUGGAGCCUCCAACCCAAAAUCCAGUGUUGUUUACACUAUAUUCCCAUUGCUUCUCAUCACAGGUGAGGCACCUGAGGCCCAGAGAAGUCAGAACAAUGUGUCUGAUGUCACACAGCAAAUGACAGAAUUGGGUGGGGGGAGCCUGGGCUGGCUGGUUCCUUCUAGACCAUUCUGGCCUCACUGUCCUCAGGCAGGACAGAAUGAAGCUUUUCUUUAAGUAUCUGAAAGGCCAUGAUGGGGAAGAGGCAUUAAAAGGCAAUUGUGAAAAGAGCCCAGAUUUGGGGUCAGAAGACUCCAAAGAGUUCAGAUCCCACACUGGUCAGCCAUGUGACUUUGGAGACGCCCCUUUCACUAUCUCAGCCUUCACUUUCUCUGCUAUACAAUGGCAAGGUUGGACUGGAUAGCCUCCAAAUUGAUGAUCUAAUGACUGGGGGAACUUUAAGGUCUCUCCCAUGUUGACAUUUUGUGGGUCUAUGACCUAGCUAGGAGUAAUGAGUGGAAAUUACAGGAAGCACAGUUGGGCUCAGUAGAGGUAACAGCUGUUUAAAAGUAGAAUGGACUAUUUCAGGAGGUAGCGAGGAUUUUCCUGGGCUUUGAGCCUCCUGACAGCCCUCUGUAACUAAAAGCCUUCCAGCAGUGGCUGGGUAUAAAGGCUUUGAUAGACGAAGGGAAGGGGCUAGAUACCAUUUGAAUUCUUUUCCAGUUCAAGGAUUUGUUCUGCUUCACCAGACAAGUCAGUUCCCCUGUCUAAGGUCCAGUUUCUUCAUCUGCAGAAUUGGAGUUUUGAUUUCUGUCCACCUUACCUGGUAGAAUGUUAUGAAGUCCCAAUGAGAUAAAAAGUGUGAAAAUACUCAAAGUGAUGUUCAUCUGUGAAAGAUUCAGGGGGUACUCCCACCCCAGAACCCUACCACACACACCCUGUCUCAUAAUCACCUCCAGUGAGGCCCUAGAAUUUUGUACUUCAGGGCAGAAUUCCUGGGCUUUGAUCCUCCUGACACUGCUUACUGCCCAGGGGACCCCAGACAAAGCUCUCAACUUCUGAGGGCCUCGGCUGCCUCACCUAAAAUGGGAGUGCCACUUUACCUACUUACCCGAAGGCAAGGUGCUAGAGCACAUGACCUCUGGACACCCCUCCUGGCUCUGAGAGGGAGGCAAGUUUGCUCUCAACUUGGUGGGGGCUUAUGAGAGCAGGGGCACGGUGGAAGAAGGUGAUGCUUAUGGGGGAUCAUUUUCUCUCCUUGCUGUACUCCAACUCCUCAUCCCUCUCCCCGACCCCCAACGCCAGCCAGGAUCUCCCUAUUCAAUCAUACCCAAACCCAUGUGUACUGCCCCGGCUUUUAUAAGCAGUCAGGCCCUGGUGACUGAUGGCUCCCCUCUGUCCUAACCCCGGAUUUCCCUCCACUUAGCUCCUAGGAGGACCCUGAGGGGCUCCAGACUUGUUGGUUCCUGGAGUGCCUCUAGCAGGCCCAGCUCUGUUUCAGAGGUCCAUGAUGCCUUUAUAGCAAAGCAUCUGUUUACUUCCAUGUGAGCCCAAGGUUUUUACCUCCUAGCCUGCCUCCCCCCCUAAUCUGUUUCCUGACUUUUACACUAUCUCGAGGUCCUUGCUGCCCCCCAGACCUCCCUCAACUCACUGAGGGUCCUCGGUCCCUUCCCCUCCUUAGACCCUGCUUUUCUGCCCUGUUCCUGCUCCUGGCUAAAUCUGGGUCCAAGAAUCCUCCCUGGAAAGCAGAGGGUGGCCUCAAGCACCACUUUGGGGCAAAGCUCCCCACUUUAGGAGCUGUGGAGGGAUAGGCACCUGGCCCUCUGCUCCCUCUGACUGCAUCCUUGGGGUGGCUAUGGUCCUAACUGGGUGUCCCCUACAUCCCUCUCUCCCUCCUCCCGCAGCAUUACUGCCUGUGUAUAGUAUAAAUAUAUAUUUUAUAUAUAUAAGAUGUAUAAUAUAAGGCUAUACAAAUAUAUAUGCGUGUGUGUGUGUGAGUGAAUGUGAGAGAAUAGUAAAGGAUGGUCAGCUCCACGCAGACCCCAUAGUAGAGUGUUCAUCUGGCUCUCCCUGGUGUAUUCAGACCUUUGCCCUGCCCACCAGCCCUUAGCCACUCCAUCUGGUUGCCCAAGAGGGACUCUCAGAACCUGUGUUGGCUCCGUCCUUUAUAUUUGUGCUGAACCAAGUGAAGGUGGUGACUACUGGUGACAUUAUCAAUAAAGUGGUGUUCCAAACCCGA